CUCUCGCGCGCUCUCUCCCUCGGAAUCCGAGGCUUCCGUCGCCAUGACGAUCUCGUCCUUCUUGAGGAGAGCUUCGAGUUAUCUCCAUGGCCACCCCGCUUGCUUCAAGGCUUUGGUUCUCGUCACUCUCAGUAGCGGAAGUUUAGUAGCCUAUUCAGAUUCUCAGUCAGAGACAGAUCGAGUCAGUCGUGACCUAAAUCAGAAGGAGCAAAAGAAGAAGAAAGUGGUGGUGCUUGGAACUGGAUGGGCUGGUACUAGUUUCCUCAAGGAUAUAGAGGUUUCAUCUUACGACGUUCAGGUUGUUUCGCCCAGGAACUACUUUGCAUUUACGCCUUUGUUACCUAGUGUUACGUGCGGAACAGUUGAAGCAAGGAGUAUUGUGGAGCCAGUUAGAAAAAUAAUAAAGAAGAGAAAUGGAGAAAUUGAGUUUUUUGAAGCUGAAUGUGUGAAGAUUGAUGCUGCAAAUAAUAAAGUUCUAUGUCACUCUAAUCUGGAUGAAAACUUGGGAGGAAAUGGGGAAUUCUCUCUGGAUUAUGAUUACUUGGUCAUAGCAGUUGGAGCACAAGUAAAUACUUUUAACACCCCAGGUGUAAAGGAGAACUGUUACUUCCUGAAGCUUGUGCAUGUCAUGCAGGAAGUGGAGGAUGCACAGAAGAUCCGUGCUAGUGUAAUAGAUUGUUUUGAAAAGGCCGUCCUUCCGGGCUUGAGUGAAGAAGAUCGAAAAACAUUUCUUCAUUUUGUGAUUGUUGGGGGAGGUCCCACAGGUGUUGAAUUUGCUGCGGAGCUGCAUGACUUUAUACAAGAAGAUCUCAUAAACAUCUAUCCAAUGGUCAAGGACCUAGUUCGGAUAACGCUGGUCCAAUCAGGAGAUCACAUCCUGAACAUGUUUGAUGAAAGAAUCAGCUCAUUUGCUGAGCAAAAGUUCCAAAGGGAUGGCAUUGAGGUCUCUACUGGUUGUCGGGUUCUCGGUGUUUCAGAUAAGUCGCUUUCUGUGAAGAUGAAAUCCGGAGGAGAGGUUUACUCAAUUCCCCAUGGAUUAGUUGUUUGGUCAACUGGUAUAGGGACUCGUCCAGUGGUGAGGGACUUCACGGAACAAGUUGGUCAGGGUAAUAGGCGAGUUCUUGCAACUAAUGAAUGGCUACGGGUGAAGGGCAGUGAAAAUGUAUACGCCCUAGGUGAUUGUGCUACUAUAGACCAACGUAAAAUAAUGGAGGACAUCUUAAGCAUAUUCAAGGCUGCAGACAAGGAUAACUCUGGCACUUUAACUAUUGAUGAAUUUCAAGAUGUUGUGGAUGAUAUCCUCGUACGGUAUCCCCAAGUAGAACUAUACUUAAAGAGCAAGCAUUUGAUGGAUGUAACAGAUCUGCUGAGAGAUCCAGAAGGCAAUCAGAGAGAAAGUGUAGAUAUUGAAGGAUUCAAAUCGGCCCUUUCUCUUGUAGAUUCACAAUUGAAGAGUUUGCCAGCCACUGCACAGGUCGCUGCUCAACAAGGAGCUUAUCUUUCAAGGUGCUUCAACAAGAGACAGCAGUGUCAAGAACAUCCUGAAGGUCCCAGACGUUUUACUGGUUCUGGGCACCAUCGUUUUCGUCCUUUUCGGUACAAGCAUUUUGGGAAGUUUGCUCCUUUGGGAGGAGAGCAAGCUGCUGCAGAACUUCCUGGAGACUGGAUAUCUAUGGGUCAUAGUACUCAGUGGCUCUGGUAUUCUGUAUAUGCGAGCAAGCAAGUAAGCUGGCGCACACGGAUGUUGGUUGUAUCUGAUUGGACACGAAGAUUUAUUUUCGGAAGAGACUCAAGCCGUAUUUGAGCUGACAAAUGAAACGUGUAAAUAAUGUUGAGAACCAAAGCAAUGUCACUGAUAGACAUGGAAGACUGCUUUUGGCUUCUCCUUCCAGGUGUGAUUGGCCAUGUAAUCUUCUCUCUUUCUGCAAGUCAAUGUGAGGUGAAAGCAUGGCACUUAAAACAUGUCAUGUAGUACAUCAAAAGUAUCUUCUGAUGAUGCCGAAAAGUUUAGCGGAAUGCACUCAGAAAAAGGGGCUCAUUGUGUUUGUGCAACGCGUUGUAUUGUUUUUGUUCAUUUUAACAUUGGAUUCUCGGUGAUCUUGGCUAGUUGACUGAAUCUGUGGAGUCAUGCUACCAUAUAAAGUCAGGAGUAUUGCUUGAGAACUGGAUACGAGGACCAGUAAAAUUCCAGACAAAUAUGGUAAACUGCUACAUUCCUUCUUUUAAGUUGAGACAUUUCUAAA
Molecule: messenger RNA, 2243 nt
Organism: Rhodamnia argentea
Lineage: Eukaryota; Viridiplantae; Streptophyta; Magnoliopsida; Myrtales; Myrtaceae
Product: external alternative NAD(P)H-ubiquinone oxidoreductase B1, mitochondrial-like
Exons: 10
Coding region: 44-1804 (586 amino acids)
Molecular function (GO): NADH dehydrogenase activity; calcium ion binding
Source: RefSeq, a predicted model, not a curated record